Messenger RNA from Capsicum annuum, 1348 nucleotides. Its product is annotated as AT-rich interactive domain-containing protein 2. The coding region runs from base 263 to 1033 and encodes 256 amino acids. The transcript has 3 exons. Lineage: Eukaryota; Viridiplantae; Streptophyta; Magnoliopsida; Solanales; Solanaceae. The record is from RefSeq and is a predicted model, not a curated record.
UUUUGACAAUCCAAAAAUCACAAAAGCAAGCAAAGGCUUCACUUGAGUUGGGUGUAGAUUGGCAAGCAACUUGGUCCCAUUUUGACAAUUGUUGAUAAAACAAAAGAAGGGCUGCAUAAGUUGCUGCCAAAGGAACUAGUACUGCUGUCCAACGGGGAGAAUAGUCUGAGUUCAAAUACUACUCUCUGUAGCUUGAGGAACAGUGGUAUAUUCACUAGAAGACAAACUCAUUCGCUCUUGUUUCUCCGCGUUCUCAUGAAGUAUGAAGAAUGCAAAAAAAAAUCCGGAUCCGACCCUGACCAGUGAGAAGAAAAAAGAAUGGUUGGAUUUCAUCUAUGAAGAUCGCAACAAAUGUGUUAUCCCAGUAGGACCCAGGUUUCAGGCUGAUAUUCCAGAUUGGACCCACUCUCAGAAGGUUCAAAUGGUACGCCAGUAUAAAGAGAACAAAGCUGAUACUUCAAAAUGGCUUGGUACACCGAUGUGGCCAGCAAACAAUAACCUAGCAAACAAGAAAGUUAACGAGAAGUUGAUCGGGAAAGGGAGAGAUGAACAUUGUCGUUGUGAGUCCCCUGGAUCUGUUGAAUGUGUUAAAAGUCAUGUUAAAGAAGAAAGGAUGAAGUUGAAGUCUGAACUGGGGAGAGCCUUUAGCGCCUGGAAAUUUGAUGAGAUGGGAGAAGAAGUUUCCAACUUGUGGACCAAUAAGGAACAAAGAAUAUUCACCUCCCUCGUUCAGAUGAAUCGGAUGUCUAAAGGUAAAAGCUUCAUGAAACCAGCAUUAACAUAUCUUCCUUCCAAGAAUAGGCAAAGCAUCGUCAACUAUUACUUCAAUGUUCACGUUCCUCAGCGUAUCAGCUCACAGACUAGGUCAAAUUGUCACAUAAUUGACACUGAUGAUGAAGAGGGGGAAGAGGAGGAAGAGGAUGAAGAGGAGUUUAAUACUUCCAAACGUUCUCAGAAAAGGAAUCGAGCACAAAAAGGUGACUCUUCUGGGUCUAAACCUGUAAAGAGAAAGUACCUAUCUGGUCGACGAUGAUGCUGAGAGUAUCAGUACACAUUCUUUUUUAGUUGAGAUAGCAAUGGAAUAUGUAGAGGAUAUUUUACCUCCCAGUUCUGGGAGAAUUUUGGGGUGGGAUUCAUAUUUUACAUUGGUUGUAAAGCCAAGAAAAGUUCACAUGUUUUGGAUAUUGAUUCAAUGUAUUAAGGUCAGAGAGAAUAGUACAACAAAACUAUAGGUAAAUACAUUGAUUCCUACAAUUUGUAGGAUUUGACCGUAUAUUGAUUCUUAUCUGUUUCCUUCAUAAAGGGACAAUAUGGCAAACACAGGAUUUUUACAUCUAGCUUCAUACAA